ACAAGCUGGACGAGUCCCGCGGAUCCCUGGAAUUGUUUUGCGUGAUUCAGAUAAAACAAACACAUAGGGAUCUUCUGGGUUUAUGGACCGGGCUGCACAAGUGCUAUCUAAUCUCCACUGGAUUUAAUAGCGUGAAACACUUUGGAAUAUAACGCGGAGCUGAGAGUAUCGUAGACUACAUGCUCGUUUGGAAAACAUUCAGGUAACAUCUAUAUCAGUGCAGUACAGGAGGUGUGUGUCCUCUGUGCCAGCGAUGGGGUGGCGUGAACUGACGAUUGACCUGCUGCUACUGCUUCUGCUGGCAGUGACCCACCUGGAGACUUUGAGCUUUCCUGAAGACAACAUCCCGCUAGACAUUGUGGACAGACACUAUGCUCGACAGUACCCGGUGUUCCGAGGACGCCCAUCAGGCAACGAAUCUCAGCAUAGACUGGAGUUUCAGCUCAUGACACAAAUACAUGAUACGCUGUUCAUAGCAGGCAGGGACCAGGUUUAUUUAGUGAGUUUGAGAGAGUCCUACAGGAACGAGAUUAUCCCGUACAGGAAACUGACGUGGCGGUCUGGACAGGCUGACAGAGAGACGUGCGCCAUGAAGGGAAAACACAGAGACGACUGCCAUAACUUCAUUAAAGUCCUGGUUCCGAGAAAUGACGAUCUGGUGUUCAUAUGUGGAACAAAUGGUUUUAACCCCAUGUGCCGCUACUACAGAUUGGACAACCUGGAGUUUGAUGGGGAAGAAAUCAGCGGGUUGGCCCGUUGCCCGUUUGAUGCCAAGCAGACGAACGUUGCCCUGUUUGCUGAUGGUAAGCUGUACUCUGCUACGGUGGCGGACUUCCUGGCCAGUGAUGCCGUCAUAUAUCGUAGCAUGGGAGACGGCUCUGCCCUCCGCACCAUCAAAUAUGACUCCAAGUGGUUAAAAGAGCCACAUUUCCUUCAUGCUGUGGAUUAUGGGGAUUACGUCUACUUUUUCUUCAGAGAAAUCGCAGCAGAACACAACAACCUGGGGAAGGCGGUUUACUCCAGAGUGGCUCGGAUCUGUAAAAAUGACAUGGGAGGGUCUCAGCGGGUGCUGGAAAAGCACUGGACGUCUUUUGUUAAGGCGCGCCUGAACUGCUCUGUUCCUGGAGAAUCGUUUUUCUACUUUGAUGUUCUUCAAGCCAUUACUGAUAUCAUCAACAUUAACGGGGUGCCUUCUGUGGUGGGAGUUUUCACCACCCAGUUGAACAGUAUUCCAGGCUCUGCAGUGUGUGCAUUCUCAAUGGCAGAUAUUGAGAAAGUGUUCCAAGGACGUUUCAAAGAGCAAAAGACGGCAGAUUCAGUGUGGACGCCAUUUCCCGAGGAUAAGCUGCCCAAGCCCAGACCCGGUUGCUGUGCGGGACAUGGUUCAGCGGAGUCCUACAAAAAUUCCAUCGAGUUUCCAGAUGAAACCCUUCAGUUCAUCAAGUCCCACCCACUCAUGGAUGCCUCUGUCCCCUCCAUCGGAGAUGAACCUUGGUUCACCAAAACAAGAGUCAGGUACAGAGUGACAGCACUUGCAGUGGACAACACAGCAGGACCCCAUAAGAAUUACACAGUGGUCUUCAUUGGCUCUGAGGCUGGCAUUGUGCUGAAAGUUCUGGCAAAGACAUCCCCGCUGUCUUUGAAUGACAGCGUCCUACUGGAAGAGAUAGACGUCUUCAACCAAGCCAAGUGUUUAUCCAGCAACGAGGACGAUCGGCGAAUUCUGUCCUUCCACCUGGAUAAAGACUCGCACACGCUCUUUGUGGCAUUUUCCAGCUGUGUGGUCAAAAUACCUCUCAGCCGCUGUGAACGGCACAGUUCAUGUCAAAAGUCUUGCAUUGCUUCUAGAGACCCAUACUGUGGGUGGAUUUUGCAUGGAUCCUGUGAGCGCAUUCCUGCAGCUGUGGAAACCAGUUAUGAGCAAGAUGUUGAAUACGGCAACACCGCACACCUCGGCGAUUGUCACGAAUUUUUGGCCACUACAUCAGCGCCAGAUUUCAAAUCAUAUGGCGACCCAACCUCUGACAUGGAGUUGCCAUCCUCGUCAGUCACUGUGCCCGUGACAUCUGAACCCAUACAAUCACCCCAAACCAUCCCCACUCAGAGUACCCAACUAUUUGGCUCACGGAAAUUUGUGCUCCACGAUGAUUCAGCCACGUCACAUUCUGUUGAGCCUUUCCCAGGUGUGCUGGAGGGUGUGUGGGAAAUACAUGCAGGUGAAUCUAACCAGAUGGUACACAUGAACGUCCUCAUCACCUGUGUGUUUGCUGCGUUCCUGCUGGGUGCAUUCAUCGCCGGCAUGGUCGUCUACUGUUAUAAGGAUGCCUUCCAACGCCCUCCACGCAAGAUCCAAAAAGAUGCAGAGUCAGCUCAGUCUUGCACAGAUUCCACAGGCAGCUUUGCCAAGCUAAAUGGUCUGUUUGACAGUCCUGUCAAAGAGUAUCAACCCAAUAUAGAUUCCCCCAAACUUUACACCGACCUCUUGAGCAAUGGGAGGGAGGUGCCAACCACUGGAGACACCAAAACAAUGCUCCUGAGCGGGCAGCCACCAGAACUAGCAGCGCUGCCUACCCCUGAGUCCACACCUGUGCUGCAACAAAAAGGUCUUCAGCCAAUAAAGAACCAGUGGGAGAGAGCUCACGGAAAGCUAAGCGGCUCUCACAAAGAUGGGCCACCAAAAAGCCCACAAUACUUCCCCUCCAGCCCACCUCCUCAUUCCACUGUCAGCAACGCCCACAUUCCCAGUGCUGUGGUACUCCCCAAUGCCACGCAUGAGAACAGGGCCUCCUUCAUUACCCCUGAAGGGCCACAAGCUGAGAAAAAGAUCCACAAUAGCAAUCACCAUUUUUCCAAAUUGGGUCGUAAAGACCAACGGCGCUCUGUGGAUGCCAGGAACACACUGAAUGACCUCUUGAAGCACCUUAACGACAGCAGCCCCAAGGGAUUAAUGGUGGAGGUGCCCAAGUCCCGUCAGCACCUCAUGCUAGAACCCAUUGUGAGCCCAACAGAGGUCCCACCCAAAGUCCCAAGCCGAGAAGCCUCCUUGUACUCUCCCUCUUCCUCUUUACCCAGGAAUAGCCCAACCAUGAGACUGGACAUUCCGACUACACCAACGUCUCCUACUGGUCAGAUGGGAACUCUCGAGAGACAGCAUUAUCACCGCAGCUCAUCCCAGCGGCACUCUAUAUCUUCGCCGCCCAAAGGCCAGCACUCACCCAGUGGGGCCAUUGUGUCCCGACAGCCCAGCUUGAACAGAGGAGGGUACAUGCCCUCAACUCCUACCCCGCCCACCAGACUGGACUCUCACGGGGUGCCGAUGGAUAUGACGCCCUCCAUAUCCCGGCAGAAUAGCUACAGUAGUCAUGGAUCUUUACCCCAAACCUCAAUCAAACGGACAGCAUCGCUAAAGCCCAGUGUGCCCCCCAAACCCAACGGCUUUGCACCACAGACUGCACAAAUGAGGGCAGUGAACAAAUACAGCUACUGAGAAGCUCAGCAGGAUUUUACUCCAUUAUUGGACAUUGGGAGUAAAAGAGUUUGGCCUAAGAGAUAUGCGGCGUGCCAGCCUCCGUUUUCAUUGAAAGGAAAAGAAUUGGAGGCCAGUGCUUCUGCUUCGAGUAGUUCUGCUAGUUCUCAAUGACGUUGUACCAUCACACUCAGUUUGAGAAACAUGAAACUGAUUCUGAUCUUCAAGGCGGCAGGGUCACCUGAGGUCAUAGUCACAGCUAAUGUGCGGCAUAAAGAAGCUGCAUAGUUGCUGCAGCGUUCGUGGAGCGAAUGCUCCUCCUGCACUGUUCUCCCAGUCAAUGUGAAGUGUGGAAACAGGAAACAUGGCUGUAUCUGUCAGACUCUUUGGGAAAUAUGAUAUUCUUUCAUGGAUAUCUCCCUAAAUGACAGACCAAGUUAAAUGGACGUGUUGCGUGUUGUGUGUCUGUGAUUGAUUAGUCUCUGGGCUAACCAGUAUGCAUUCAUUGACCUUGUUUGUUCAAUAAACUGAGAACAAGCUUGAGUCAUCGCUGUCAUAAAAUUAAACCCCAUUUAUGGUGCAUUAACUUCAGAUGUGUUUUGAUUCAGAUUCCAGAUAUUAAUUAAGUAAUUUCUGUGUGCAAAAGAAAUGUCCAAGUCUUCUAUCUGGACAACUGAUUUUAAAACUCACUGGGGAAAAGUGCCCUCAACAUGUGUGCUGCUAAGUGUAGACGAUAACGAUGUUUAAUGGACUCCAGUGUGAUGUUCCAUGCAGCAGUUUGGCUUGUCAAGCUGUCUCAAGCUUUUAAACCAAUAGGCUCAGCACAGGAUGAUGUUGGUUAAAUAUACAAUGUGCUGUUUGGUCACUCUAAGAUCCAGAAAAUCACAGAAACCCUUCUAAUCUUAUUGAUCAACCUCUCUCCUUUUCCACAUGCCAAACACUUCUGUUGAAGUUCUGUCUCGUUAAAUAGUUUUUUCCUUUGACAAUUUCUUGCGGUUAACACCAUUCCAUAGAGAUUGCUUCUUGUUUAUUUGGCAACCCUGUUGAAAAGACCAUCUUUAAUCAGUCAAAGGUGGAUUGGGUACUGGUCUUAGCCUGUAUUAGUCUUUCAGUUGGUCUAGAUGGUCUCCCAGUCUGGCCAUGCUUGAGUCCUUCUAACUGGUCAGCCAGCUGGUCUCCCUGCCUAGCUGACAAAUGCCCAAAACCCCUAUAAAACCAUCAAACCAGACCAGCCUAACUAAUGAAAAUGGCCAGAUAAGAUCAGCAAACUACCUUAGCAAACAGCACAUUCACCACUGUAAACCACUCCUCAGAAUGGGCUCUGUGGCGACCCAACCUCAGUUAUACAUAUAAGACUUUAAUCUAGAUUUUGCUUUACUCUGAUGGUCCACAUGCAUUUUUUUAGAGAAUUGAGGCUUCAAUUUCAAAAUAGGAUAACAGUGCAAUCACUGCAGUACCUACCAGUGUGUCCUGCAGUCAUGCCAUUGAUAACAUUAUUGUAUAUACAACUAUUUAAGUGUGGAUUUUUCAAGGCAAGUUUACCUGGAUCAGUGUAUUUGUGUGCCUUAUUAAGUCAUGAGCGCUUGGUUUGGUUUUGGACAUUUCUCAAAAACAAAUGGUAGGAUGGGGGCAUGUAACCAAAUAUUCAAUAUUGGGGGAGAGCAGAGAUACAAUUUUAUGCAUCGAGAAUUAAGAAUGCUUUCCCCUCGGUUUCUAUGGUUGUUACAAAUCAAGAUAUGUCUAAACCCUCAGAAUUAUGUUCUUUUAAAGAAGUGAGUUCCAGAGGGAACAUGAAAGUAAACAAAGAUUAUGAUUAUUACUUCUCUUUAUUGCCAUUUAUUCUCAUGCGUUUCUGGAAAGUGCUAAUUUGCGAUGAUGAGAUGCCAUGUAAUGAAUGUAUUAUGAUUCUAAGAUGACUACAGCUGAAUUUCAGCUCACGUUAUUCCUCAACAUUUCACUGGGUCAAAUUCUGAUAAGAGAUGAUGAUAUAUGAUUAGAGAUUUGCAAUUUGUUUUUUAUUACUUGGGAGAAUUUCAGUAUAUAAAGAAGAUUGCCAGUUCAAGCCCAAAGCUUCAUGUUUGUUUACAUGUUCUGAUUGUAUUUGAGCAGCUGACCAGAUGCUGACGUGUCAUCACCUGCAAAGUUUAUUAUUAAAGGAGAGAGUGUUAAUCCUGCACUCCAAUUCAAAUUGUCCUGUGUUGAGCUGCCUUGUAUAUUGCAAUAUAGAUCUGCAAUCUGAUUUCAAGCCUUUACCGUUCAGUCAAUACUCUGUGUGCAAAGAAACCAGACUGGUCUGCAUUUUAUUUUUAUUACUGUGCAAACAUUGACAGGUGGAAUACAGGUUUUUCUUUUUUUUUUUUUCAGAAUAUUUUUAUUAUGUAGAUAUUGUAAAGCUGUACUGUGAAAGUGUAAAUAAUUACAGUCAUUGUUUAAGAAUAUUUUUGUUGACUUUUUUAACAUGGCAUGUAUAGUUGAAAUAAAAUAUUACUGCACAGAAAAUAUAAUUUUUAUUAUUCUUCUAUAUUACUAAUAUAAUUUUUAGUUUAUAUAUUUUUUACAGGAUCUCAUUCAGAGGUGGGUAGUAACGCGUUACAUUUACUUGAGUAACUUUUUGGGGACAAAUUUACUUUUAGAGUAGGUUCAAAAGUGAGUACUUUUUACUCUAACACAAGUCAAUUUCUAAUGAAUAAUUUUUUCUUUUACUUUUUUACAAUGGGUGGCGUUACUGUCGUUACAUUACUGGGUUUAAUUUGAAUGAAUGUGUAAUUUAUUGAGAGAUUAUUGAAUGGGACUUUUACGAGAGCGGAAGUUCACAGCUGCGCGCGAUGAGCUCCCACUUCAAUGAUGAGACUGUCGCUCAAGUCAUCACUGCUGCAGCAUCAAACAAUUCAAAGUGAAACACUUUCUUCGCUCCACACAGUGAAAAAAAGAAUAGUUUUGUCAUGCAAUGCCUUCAUUUAACACCAAGACAAGCUGAUAAUUCAAUAUUAUAGUCACAGCUCCAACUUCAGGCAGCACGCGUUUUUCUGUGUAAUGAGAUGGUCAUUUUCAGGGUGAUUCUGUAACGGCUCUUAUAAAAUCAGUUUUAAGUGUAAAUUUUUAAAUCAGUGCAGCAAUAUAUCAGUGUGCUUUGUCCUGCAUGUCAUAAGCAGUAUUUAUGCAUUUACUCCGCGCCCUCGCUGGGGGUACAGGAAAAUAUCGCAGCUACUUUAGGCGGAUUAACUGUAUAAAUCCAUAAACAUCCAAGUUGAUUGCCAUUCGCGUGAUCGACAACUGGAGGGCGAACAGACAGCAUUUCUGUGUGUUCACCGCGGGGCAUGCGUGUGUGAGAUGAGAGUGGCUGUGUCCGAAAUCGUUCACUCAUUCACUAUUUCCUAUAUAGUGAAUGGCAGUUAGUGCACUACAGCUGUGAGUGAACGAAAUGAGUGAAUUCUUACGAGAGUGUUGGAGCUCUGGGGCUGGUGCAGAAAUGUCUCAUAUGAAAUUUAAAAUAUUUGAGCCUUGUUAUUCUUAUUAGAUAAUAUAUUAAUACAAUAACUCUUCAUUCUGUUUGUCAUUUUUAAUAUAUACUGUGUGUAAAUAUAGAGUAAACAC
Molecule: messenger RNA, 7060 nt
Organism: Xyrauchen texanus (razorback sucker)
Lineage: Eukaryota; Metazoa; Chordata; Actinopteri; Cypriniformes; Catostomidae
Product: semaphorin-6D-like
Exons: 19
Coding region: 254-3487 (1077 amino acids)
Biological process (GO): positive regulation of cell migration; negative chemotaxis; negative regulation of axon extension involved in axon guidance
Molecular function (GO): chemorepellent activity; semaphorin receptor binding
Source: RefSeq, a predicted model, not a curated record